Molecule: messenger RNA, 779 nt
Organism: Chelonus insularis
Lineage: Eukaryota; Metazoa; Arthropoda; Insecta; Hymenoptera; Braconidae
Product: U7 snRNA-associated Sm-like protein LSm10
Exons: 4
Coding region: 198-635 (145 amino acids)
Biological process (GO): mRNA 3'-end processing by stem-loop binding and cleavage
Cellular component (GO): cytoplasmic U snRNP body; nuclear body
Molecular function (GO): histone pre-mRNA DCP binding; U7 snRNA binding
Source: RefSeq, a predicted model, not a curated record
GCUUCCCCCGUAACUAACCUAUUUUUGCGAUCCAAAGCGCCGCCUGUUGGCGCAAUAUUUCUUUAAACAACUAUGUACAAUGCACGUCUGAACAAUAGUACAUGAUGUAAACAACAUGAGAAAGAUUUCAAUCCAAGUUGAAAAAAACAUCACAAAAAACUAGAAUAAAUAUUUGUUAUUAAUAAUUUAAAUUAAAUAUGAAUUUACCAUUAUUGUCUACUACUAAAGAAAAAUUUUUUUUUUAUAAUACUUUAUCAAUAUUGUUAAAAGCCGUAGAAAAUAAAAAAACCACAAUUGAUCUUCGAAAUGAAGCUUAUAUAUUUGGUACUGUUCAUGAAGUUGAUGGGUAUAUGAAUGUUGUCAUGAGUAAAUGUAUUUUUACGGAUCCAGUUGGUAAUAAAUUCAAAUUUGAUACCUUUUUUGUCCAAGCUCGAAACAUCCGUUGUGUUCACAUUCCUCCAAAUAUUCGCAUGGUACCAGCAAUAAAUGAACAGCUUGGACGAAUGAAACAUCAAAUGAAAAAUCCACUAAAAAAUUCUACACAAGGGCGUACGCUCAAAAUGAAAAAAAUACAACAAAAAUUAACCGAUGACAAAGCAGAAGUACAAAAUAUUUUACAAAAAAAAGAGAAAUAAUUUUUUAAAAAAUUAUACCAAAAUGAAACUUAGAGUGAAAAUUUGAAAGGAGCGGGAUUUUCACAUAGUUAAUAGAACAUCAUAGAGGUGGCGCGGUAGUCGCGUAAAAUUUCUCAGUCUGUUUUUACCCAUCGUGCAUUGUGA